Messenger RNA from Macrobrachium nipponense, 908 nucleotides. RefSeq names its product N-alpha-acetyltransferase 40-like (gene Naa40). The record is from RefSeq and is a predicted model, not a curated record. Lineage: Eukaryota; Metazoa; Arthropoda; Malacostraca; Decapoda; Palaemonidae. The transcript is spliced from 6 exons. Bases 150 to 854 code for a protein of 234 amino acids. Gene Ontology annotation, cellular component: nucleus. Gene Ontology annotation, molecular function: protein N-terminal-serine acetyltransferase activity; histone H2A acetyltransferase activity; histone H4 acetyltransferase activity.
GAAGAAGAAGAAGUGUUCAGUCUCUCGGUGUGCUUCUUAGUUCUGUUUACGAAAGUCGAUUUCGCGCCAAGUUUUAUUGACAGGUGUCGCAGGCCUUCAGAAAAGCUGUUGUUGUGCUGUAGUUAUUCUCUCUGAAUAGAGCUGCUAAAAUGACUAAUAACAAUCAAGGCAAGAGAAACAAGUCAAAGGGCCAAGGUAAGGAGCGCCGUGCACAGUUGAAGGCGGAAAAGGCAAAGGAUGCGGCAGCUCGGCUGCUGGUAAAACAGGCUAAUGAAAUUCCUGAUCCACUUGCGAAAUUCCCAACAUUCACAAAGUUUGAACGUAAUGGGUUGAACUGCAAACUGGAAUGCAAAAGAGUCAGGGAUCUGGUUCCUGAGGUGUUGGAGUGGGCGAUUUCACUCUGUCAAACAAAUAUGCAGCCUUUAUAUGAACAGAGUCAAAGGGGAUGGCGAGCCAAUGAAAAGAGAGAGGAGAUGACAGAAGAAGAGGCUUGGUAUCUCGUUGCUUAUGAUGUAAACCUUGAUAAACCGAUUGGGUUUUCUCACUUCCGGUUUGACAUGGAUUAUGGUGAUGAAGUUUUGUAUUGUUAUGAAUUACAACUGGAACCGGAAUAUCGUGGGAAAGGUCUUGGCCGAUUUCUUUUACAAGUUUUGGAAUUGAUGGCAUUUUCUAAUCAAAUGGUUAAAGUUAUUUUAACAGUUUUCAAACAUAAUCCCCGUGGUUUGUCCUUCUUUAAAAAAUGCAGAUAUGAUAUUGAUGAAACAUCUCCAGAAGAUGAUAUAGAUGAUCCUGUUGAUUAUAGAAUUCUUAGCAAACUGAACAAGAUGAAACCAACUCAAAAAACAUCUCUGUAAAUUUGUAUUUUUUAGCCGGAAAGGAAAUUUAAUAGUAAAAAUAGAUUUUGAGAA